AUGAUCACUUGUAUCGACAACAUGAUCACCAUUCAGGUCCAAGAGCCGAAGAAUAUUCCGGAACUGCGUGUGAUGAUGUUCCGGCUGACCUCGCGAAACCCUGCGAAGACUCCGCAUACAUUCCUCAACCACUGGAGCAUCACUCACACGGCCAGUGGUGCAAUCAUGAGCACGGAGGCCAUCAAAAGCUGGGACGUUGUUCCACAGCUUGCCAACGUGAGGGUCAUGUUGGUAGGGGAGCAGAAGGCAGAAAAUUCGGUGUCCACGAUGGCCGUCUCGUACAGACCUGUCUCCGAUGCAGACGAGCUCAGCCUUGAGGCGCUGGAGCCAACCGGCUUUGACUUCACUGGUGCUUCGGCCAUCUCGCUGGGCCACGAGGUCAUUGCAACUGACGCCGAGACGAUCCGAAUCCGGGCAUCUACUUAUGCGGAGGUCAACGUGGACAUCGUCAUUGCGAAUUUCCGGCUGGGUCUGAACGGGGGCCCGACGCUCUUCAACCUCAUUACGAGACUCAAUAACGGGGCUCAGAUGGAUGAGGCGCUCAACUUUCGUUCUGGCUUCCGACUGCCGGGCAGAGUUGCUGUUACAGGGAAGCAGAUCAGCAGUGAGUACAAGCUGAUGCCAGAACUGUAUCCCGUGCCAUCUCUUUGGGAGGUCCGUAUGGGGGAGUUUGCGGUUGUCGAGCUGCCCUUCACUGUUACCAUCAACUCGGCGGUCGGCAACUUGAUGCGCUUGAGAGCUCCCCCAUACGACCUGCAGGCCCAGGACUUCAACAUCAUUCAGAGCGGAACGGCUGAGACCGUGACCUCCGAGGUCACGAGCACAUCUUCCGGCGAGAUGGUGGUUCGUCUCGGGACGCAGCUCUUCAGAGGAGUUCUCUACGAGGCCUCGGUGAGAGCUCUCACUCCGAGAGUCCCGAACCCCACAGAUGCCAUGUGGAGCAUCGAGAUUCUGGAUGGCAGCCAGCUGCCCUUGAACACCAACGACGGGCUCACCGAGGGCUUCCGUCUCGUGGAGCGGGCAGAGCUGACAGUGCGGGCCACGCGUUCACCUCCAAUGGCCGCAAUUGAUGUUAACUUGGUGGUGGACCCGAAGUCUUCCCAGCCGGACGAGCUGAUCCUGGUCGCACCUCUUGGCUUCAACUUCACGCCGAACUGCCUUGUAACGAGCUCUUUCAAUCGCGUCACUUCCUGCCAGUUGCACGGUAACGUGGCCGGACGAGCUUCCGCUCGCCUCACUGUUGCACGCCUAACAUCCGUGCUCGAGCAGGUUGUGAUCAAGGUGACAACACCGGCGCAGAAUCCCCCCAGCACCAGCUGGUUUAUCAACGCCCGGGAUAUGGCCAGUGACCUGCAGCUCGCGUGGGGAGAGGAUCCCUCCGGGGUUCUCAUUCGGCAAAUGUUGGGUGCGCAUGUCCUGUAUCCCGGCAUUCCACAAAUUCCUGGCCAGAUGGCUUUCAGUUUUAUUACGAAUGAAAAAAUCGAGUCGGGUGGAGCCAUUCGUGUUGGCUAUCCGACGGACAUCGAGGUCCUGUGCAAUGGCCUGUACUUGAGCCAGGUGGCGAUUACUGGUGAGGUGACCUGCAUGAACUUCAUCCAGGAGGGCUACUUCGAGCUGCGGCUGGACAGACCGCUUCCCCCUGGCCAGCAAGCUUUUACGGUCACUAGCACCUGCCCAGCGGCUGUGAAUGACAAUGUGUUCUACAUCAUCAUUCUUACGCCAACUGGUCAGGUGUCAGACGCAGCAAUGAGUAUUCCUGGCCUACGGAUCCAACACGGCCUGCCAAUUUCAGCAAUGCCUCUAAUCUGGGGCAUGGCAGAGCCGAACAGGAAUACGUUCGUCAGCACCGGCAUUGAGCUGCUCGCAGAACUGCCGCUCAAGGAUCCACCCAUCAUGAGCGAGAUCAUCAUUGAGAUGCCUCCGGACUUUUCCCACCAGGUCCAGAAGACAGCGCAGCUGGAGACCUUGACGGAACCACUUCCACGAAGAGAAGGCGGCUGGUUAGACGUCACAGAUCCACGAAGGCUGAGGCUGCUAAUGGAUGAGGAAGCCAUACAAAAGCUGGCCAUCGGCUCGUACAGGUUCCAGUGGCCCAUCAUGGUGCCCGCCGUGAUGCCAAAGUAUAAUAUCUGGGAGCUGACCGUCUGCAGUCCAGCCAUUCGGAAUGAGUCCUGCACGGGUUCCGAUGAUCCGCGUGCCUUGGUCAGCUUCCCUUUGGCAGGCUUUGGAAUGGGUGAGUCUCAUCCUUCGUCGAUCGCCUUUACUCAAACUGGUGACGCAUCGCCGGUGCGGGCCAACUGGUCGGUGCUUGCACUACUUGCAGCUGUCGCCUGGAGACAUGUACGGGAAGCCUGA
Symbiodinium sp. CCMP2592 is the source of this 2355-nucleotide messenger RNA. Lineage: Eukaryota; Dinophyceae; Suessiales; Symbiodiniaceae. The record is from the annotation of a GenBank genome assembly.